AAAGGCAGUUAUACACUAUCCAUGUUUGCUAUACUGCUAGCUCUUUUUCUUUCUUUUUUUGCUUUUAAACCAGAGCACUGCUCAACUCUGGCUUAUGAUGGUGCUGGGGGCAGAAUCUGGAACUACUUGCAUGAUGUCCUCUGGACAACAGUUAUGCUAUUUGCUAAUAGAGUUUAUUUAUUUAUUAUUAUUAUUAUUAUUAUUUUAACCAGAGCACUGUUCAGCUCUGUAGUGGUGCUAUAGGCUGAAUGUGCAAUGUCAGAGCCUCAGGCACUAAAGCCUUCUUACAUGAUCUUUAUGCUCUCUCCCUAGUUCCUCAGCCCUAUAAAAAAUAUCCUAACACGAGGCUAGAGUCUCGCCCAGGCACAGCUUUGCCCCGGCGUGCGGGAGUCCUCGGAGAGCAGCCGCUGGCCUUAUUCGCUGGCUGUGGCCCCGUGGCCGGGCCGGUCACCAGGCCGGUGACAGGUGGGCAGGUGCCCCAGGCUGACUCCAGAGAGCUGGCUGGGCAGGCUGUGACGGGCACCCACCCUUCCAGCCACCCCGGCUACUUCGGGAAUGUCGGCAUGCGCCAUUACCACCUGAAGCGGAACCAGAGCUUCUGCCCGACUGUCCUGGACAAGCUGUGGACCCUGGUCAGCGAGCAGACGCGGGUCAACGCUGCCAAGAACCCCGCCGGGGCCGCCCCCAUCAUUGACGUGGUGCUAUCGGGUUACUACAAAGUCCUGGGAAAGGGCAAGCUCCCGAAGCAGCCUGUCAUCAUGAAGGCCAAAUUCUUCAGUAGAAGAGCCAAGGAGAAGAUCAAAGGUGUUGGCGGAGCCUGUGUCCUGGUGGCUUGAAACCAUGCCUCCUGGAAGGCGGGAAGGUUCAUUAAAUGCUGUGAAUGUGGCUGUGGUCUGAGUGAUUCUUCUGACACCUCGCCUUCCUCACACAUGUGCCUUGUAAGACCCUUGGUUUGAGCUGCUGUGUAACUUCAGCUUUCACUUGUAAAAUGAGCUGUUAUAAAGAUCUGUAAGUUACAUCUGAAAAGCUUGUCUGCCCUAUGCUUUGAA
Erinaceus europaeus (western European hedgehog) is the source of this 1049-nucleotide messenger RNA. RefSeq names its product large ribosomal subunit protein uL15-like. The transcript has a single exon. Lineage: Eukaryota; Metazoa; Chordata; Mammalia; Eulipotyphla; Erinaceidae. Gene Ontology annotation, molecular function: structural constituent of ribosome. Gene Ontology annotation, cellular component: cytosolic large ribosomal subunit; ribosome. Gene Ontology annotation, biological process: translation. The record is from RefSeq and is a predicted model, not a curated record. Bases 249 to 836 code for a protein of 195 amino acids.